Messenger RNA from Haliaeetus leucocephalus (bald eagle), 2834 nucleotides. RefSeq names its product major facilitator superfamily domain containing 9 (gene SLC67A2). NCBI's taxonomy places the organism in Eukaryota, Metazoa, Chordata, Aves, Accipitriformes, Accipitridae. Gene Ontology annotation, molecular function: transmembrane transporter activity. Bases 1 to 1365 code for a protein of 454 amino acids. Gene Ontology annotation, biological process: transmembrane transport. Gene Ontology annotation, cellular component: membrane. The transcript has 6 exons. The record is from RefSeq and is a predicted model, not a curated record.
AUGGAGGAGGAGGAGGAGGAAGAUGGAGGCCGCGGAGCAGCGGGGAGAUCAACGGCGGCGUCCGGCCGCUUCGUGCGGUGCCUUUACGCGGUGGGCUUCCUGGAUUUAUUUGGUGUAAGCAUGGUUGUACCUUUAAUGAACCUUCAUAUCAAAUCUCUAGGAGCAAGUCAUACAGUUGCUGGAAUAAUAGGAUCUCUCUAUGGUAUAAUGCAACUAUUUUCCAGCACAUUUGUGGGCUGCUGGAGUGAUAUAGUAGGAAGACGGUAUUCCCUGCUUGCUUGUAUUCUUCUCAGUGCGCUGGGUUACUUCCUUCUUGGAACAUCCACCACCGUGUUCCUGUUUGCCAUUUCUAGAGUCCCUGUAGGUAUUUUCAAACACACACUCUCCAUCUCUAAAGCCCUGCUUUCUGACUUGGUUUCUGAGAGAGACCGCCCUUUAGUAAUGGGACGCUUCAAUGCAGCCUCUAGUGUGGGCUUCAUUCUGGGACCUGUUGUUGGUGGCUACCUUACAGAGUUGGAAGAUGGCUUUUAUCAAACGUCCUUCAUCUGUGCCUGUAUCUUCCUUCUGAAUGCUGGUCUUGUCUGGAUGUUACCCUGGAGUGAAGAAAACACUGGCAAUAGGGAACAUCAACGAGGCAACAAAGGAACAGACAGUUUCUCAGCAAAAGCAAAUUGUGACCUGCACUUGAAAUCAGCAAGUAAUGGAGCUAUGGCAAGGGAUAGUCUUUUCCAGUCUCCGUGGAUCCAAGUUGCAACGGUGCUGAAGAGGAUUAAAGGAAUUGCGUGCUCUGAUCUGUGGGAUAUAUUUUUAGUGCGGUUGCUGAUGUCUGUUGCUAUACUGCUGUACUAUAGUAAUUUUAGUCUGGCCUUGGAGGAGCGAUUUGGGGUGAAACCCUUGUUUGCUGGAUACCUAAUGAGCUAUAGCAGUGCACUAGGAGUCCUGGCUGGUUGUCUGCUCGGACCAAUAACAAGACUCUAUCAGCACAACACUUACAGAAUUUUGUUGCACUCCAGCACUCUUACCUGCACGUUGAUUCUCCUGUAUGCGUCAGCGCUGAGCAUAUGGAUGGUCAUUUUGUCUUCCACAUUCUUAGCCUUUUCAACUACUAUAGGUCGUACUUGUAUCAUUGAUCUUGAAUUGACCAUUGGUGGGAAUGAGGCCAGCGGUACGCUCCUAGGUGUUGGACAGUCUGUGACAUCAGUGGGACGUAUAGUUGCCCCGCUCCUUUCUGGAAUUGCUCAGGAGUUCAGUCCUUGUGGCCCUCCAAGUCUAGGGGUUGGACUAGCUUUAGUAGCUAUUCUGAUAAUGAACGCGAACAAACAAAAAUACUGUAGCCAUGGAAACGUUAAAUUAAAAAAUCAAUAGCUGCAAAGUUGGAUUGCAUAGAGAUAUCUUGCAGGAGAGGCAAAGUGAAUCAACCUGGGGUGAUGCUUACACCUGCCAGACUUGUACAGUAGUAACAGGAUCUUUUAAGAGGGCACAUUAUGUUCAUGUAGAGGCAAGUACAUAUAAAUAUUUCUGCUGCAGGGAUGUUAACACUAGACAAAUGUUACUCUAACUGGUACCACUAGAACACUUGAGAGAGGGACAGAUGUUGCUGUAUUGUACUGGCUGGGAUUUUUUUAGGAAUUUUUAAACUUUUUGGAGGGGAAAAAAAGCAUUACAUGAAAUACACAAAUCCUGCUUGUAGCUCACAUUUGAAACAGUGUUUAGAUUGAUAGAUUGUUAAAAGUCGGAAGUUGUUUCUUCUUAUUUAAUCAGAGGUGAAUUUUUAUUGUUUAAUCAGAAGGAGAAUUUGCAAUGUAGCUCAUUAGCCUUAACUUCUUAUGCUGUGGUCUGCUGCCAUUUGUCUGCUGUGACGGUAGCUUAAUUACAGGGUGUUUGCUUAUGUGAUUUUGUUAAGCAUACUUUCUCUACAAAACUUGCUGCACAGCAUGAUUAGGCACCUUGGGGUAGCCAUCCAACCCCUGCUGAUUCCUGGUCUUUCCCAGGUAACAAAAUUGGGUAUAUGCUAACUUCAUGUAUUAGAAGGCCUAAAAUGGACAAUUUUAGAAUAAUAUGGCAUCAUUCAGACUGAAACUGACACUGAAUGUAAGCUUUAUUGAAACUUGAACUGGUGGUUUCUGUUUAGUAGUAACUUCUACUGAGCAACUUUGUCAUAAAUUAUUUGUUAAUGUUUCCUGUGCAAUUUUUCCAUCAUUUUAACAAUAAAUUUGCUUCUUAAUUCUUUUGAAUGACUGUUAAAGGUGAGCUGGAGCAACUAGCAGUACCUCAUGGAUCUGGAUUAAUGCAUUCUCUCUCAUCUCCGGAGGCAUAAGUGACAUUUCAGUGACAAGAAAGACUGUUUAUUUGUUGGUAUUUUAGUCUUCAUUUGUCUGCACUGCUUAACUAAAGAGAGGUUACUCUCAGGGCUAUACUGAGAGUUGUAGCACUCUCCUGUGCUAUUUACUGUUCAAGCUCAUAUUACUUGCCAGUCACCACUGUUUGCAUUUCAUUUGAAACAUGAAAAAUGUAUUUUGUACUGCUAACGUUCCAUAUGCUUUUCCUAGUAUUACUUGAUGAAAGUACAAAGUCAACUAUGUAUAAUUGUUGGGGGGAUUUUUUGAUUAAAACCAAUUCAGUUAUCUCCUUGAACACAUCCAUGCAAAUAGCAUUGCUGUUUCAGGAGAGUCAUAGAUGGUGUUUUGCCUUUUUAAUUUUAUUUUAUUCUUUACCUUUUCCAGUGCCUGCUAUCAUUUAAAGCCUUGUUGAAACCUCAGUGAUUCCAGUGGCAGCACUAUGGGAACAUGUAUAGAAUUCUGAGUUGUUUUAAUUUUAUAUAUUGACAUAAUGAG